AUGACCAUCCCGGAAAUCCCCACCGUCUUCCUCAAACCCUCGACCUGCCUCGCCGACCCCUACCCGUCGCCGACCAUCAUCCCCAAGCACACGAUCGCCAGCGACUCGGCCGACUACGAGUCCGAGCUGGCGAUCGUGCUCGGGCGCGAGGCUAAGAACGUGUCGGAGGCCGACGCCCUCGACUACGUGCUGGGGUACACGGCCAGCAACGACAUCUCGAGCCGGGCCUCCCAGUUCGCCCAGACCCAGUGGUGCUACUCCAAGGGCUUCGACGGCGCCUGCCCCAUUGGCCCCGUCCUCGUCUCCAAGCGCCUCGUGCCCGAUGUCGGGAAGCUCCGGCUGCGCGGGCUGAAGAAUGGGAAGGUUGUGCAGGAUAGUGGGCUGACGGACCUUAUCUUCUCGGUCGAGCAAAUUGUCAGCUUCCUUUCGCAGGGCACGACGCUGCCCAAGGGGACCGUUAUUAUUACGGGCACUCCGGCUGGCGUUGGGUUUGCGCACAAGCCGCAGGAGCUGCUGCAUGACGGGGAUGAGUUUGUGGUGGAGAUCCAGCCGCAUAUCGGGAGCCUGUACAAUGUUAUGCAGAACGAGAAAUGA
This is a messenger RNA of Chaetomium globosum CBS 148.51, 594 nucleotides long. RefSeq lists its product as uncharacterized. Bases 1 to 594 code for a protein of 197 amino acids. The transcript has 3 exons. Gene Ontology annotation, molecular function: acetylpyruvate hydrolase activity. NCBI's taxonomy places the organism in Eukaryota, Fungi, Ascomycota, Sordariomycetes, Sordariales, Chaetomiaceae. The record is from RefSeq and is a predicted model, not a curated record.